Molecule: messenger RNA, 936 nt
Organism: Durusdinium trenchii
Lineage: Eukaryota; Dinophyceae; Suessiales; Symbiodiniaceae
Source: the annotation of a GenBank genome assembly
AUGCUGAAGCGCCAAAAGACAGAGCUUUUCAACUUGUGGCUUGAGAACGGCCGAGAUUGGGACAAGGUCGCAUGUGUUGUCGAAAGACAAACAGAGACCAAGAACUUGGCUCGUAAACAGUGGACAGCGGUGCAGGCCAAAACGCUGAAGGCGUCCAUGCCUGAAGACCGAUUCCAAGACCUUAUCAAGAAAAGGACUGAGGCUGGACUCUACUACAAGGAUGAUGACUAUCCUGAUGAUGAGCUGGAAACCUGGUACUACAUGCCUCAGGGGAGAGUGGUGCGCCAGGAUGACAGCACGUCAGAGCUUCUCAAAGUCCAGGCUCAAAAAAAGUUGGACCGGGGCAUGCUGAAUGAAAUGACGGGAGACGACGGUCCUCUGCAAGCAGGAGCGUUGCCUGCAGUGAAGGCGGCCUCCAUCGGUGGCGCCCAAGCCCUCUUGAAAGCCUUGGAUGACGAUGGAAAGAAGGUCACAAAGCCACCGAAGAGGAGAAAGGACGAAGAGACAGCAGAACCGGUGAAGCCCAAGACCAUCCUUGAGUCUGGCAUGGAAGCGCUGCAGAUUGUCCUCAGCAAGGCAACGACGGCGCGCCAGAAGUCAAUCCAGCUCAAAGGUGUGGAGUUUGCUGGUGAGUUGGCGACGCAAAUGCUGGGUCAUGCAGUUGAGAUGGAAGGAUACCAUUAUGAAGUAAACGAAUCUGACGAGCAGUUCCUCAAGAAAGUGAGCUUCAACAUGCGACAAGAUUGCAAAGACCAUAAGUUCUCCCUCCACCGCAACCGGUCGCCAAGCUGCGAACAUCUUGAUCAGGAAGACGGCGAAAUGCAGCUGUUGAACGUGUGCGCCUUCUCCUUGGCAAAGGCCAUCGAACUGAUUGACAAUUCUGGCUUGAUUCUGUCAUCAGAGGAAGCUAGCGAGCCCCGGCCAGACAGAGAUUAG